This is a messenger RNA of Candidula unifasciata, 453 nucleotides long. NCBI's taxonomy places the organism in Eukaryota, Metazoa, Mollusca, Gastropoda, Stylommatophora, Geomitridae. The record is from the annotation of a GenBank genome assembly.
AUGCAUCUGACAGUGAAAAUAUUAAACGGGGAAGAAUGUACAUUAGCGGCUUCACCCAGCAGUCUUGUGAGCGAUGUCAAAGAGCAGGUGCAGGCUCUAUUGUCUAUACCAGUGGCAGAUCAGAAAUUGCUUUUCAAGGGCAAAGCACUCUUAGAUGCCAAGCCUCUGAAAGACUACGGUGUUGAAGACAGUUGUAAAAUCACACUUGUUGUAAAGAAGUCAACGUUGAAGACUUUAGACUCCUCUAACCCAACAUCACCACAAGUGCCUAGCCCGACAGAGCCCGAGAGGCCUGUGUGGGAAAAAAUGAGGGUAUUUUUACGAAGACACUUCAGGGAACGGGAUGUAGAAGCUGUCCUGCAGGAGUUUAAAAAGGAAUUUGAGCGAAACCUUUACAGUCUAAGUCUGGAUGACAUAGAAAGAUUUGCUAUCACAAAGCUACGCCAAGCGUGA